AAGAAAAAAUCAUAAACACAAAAAUUUCUAGAUACGGCAUGAAAUUUCAUACUCUCAAAGUUCGUAUUACUCUUGUGAAUUUCAUACUCCGGAAAUUUCUACCGCGGGAAAUGGAUUUUCUUCAGUUUCCCUCCAGUUUCCGUUCUCCUUCAUCUCGCGUAACGGUGGCUUCUUCUUCGUCUCACCUCCUUCCGGACUCGCCUAUCAAUCUGCAAAUCGGAGAGUUACAGUCUUUCGAUUGGUGGUUCGCGCCAGAUCUUGUGAAUUCCAAUUCUCUAUCAUUGAAGGCUGAGGUCUUUCAGCGGAGAGGGCCUAUGAUUCCUCCUUAUAAUGUUUUGACGAUCGCUGGCUCUACUAAAGUUUUGCUUGAACUUAUGGCUUCUGGUAUUUGACGUCGUUUUUGUAAGCAAGAAAUUCCGAACUGAAUUGAGUUUGAGGAACUUCCUGGUUGGCUCUUUCCUCUUAGUUUUACUAAGAAUUUGAAGGAAUAGGAUAUGCGUUGGCCAAACAGUUUCUGAAAGCAGGUGACAAAGUUGUAAUCUGUUCACUAUCAGGGUACUAAAUGUGACGUGCGAGAAGGAGAGGAUGUAAAAAUUGUAGUCAAUUUUGUGUAGAAAAAUCUUAAAUACAUUGACAUAUGGGUAUCUACUUCAAAUUGUUCUUUCUCUUCCCCUUCCCUCCCCUUCUACAUGAAGAUCAAAUGAGUAAAUCGUGAUUUCCAUUAACUACAAUAUAAGUCUAUUUGGUAUCAAAGAAUCUAUAUGAUAUUGAACAUCUUAGAUAGGUGGCCUUUAAUGUUUGAACAUGAAUCAUAACCUCAAACCAUUUAAAUUUACUUGUCUCUUUUACUUUUAGCUGACUCGCGGUGGUGAAGAUGUCGUUAAUAUAGAAAUUUGAUUGAAAUAUUUAAAAAAAAAUUGGAAGUAGAACAUGAUAUCUCUAGAAUAAUCCACAUAAUACAGGAUUUGUGUGCAUGCAUACCCUUUUGUACUUGAGUAAAUUAGCAAACACAGUAGGGAUAACGCUAGCAAUUAUGAAAUAGUAACUAUUGAAAUGAGUAAAAGGUCGUUGUGUAUAAUGAUGCUAUUGAGAUGUUCCACUAAAGAAAUGCCUCGUGUGGAUAGCUUUAUCAUGUCAUUGAGGUUUUUUCAUACAAUUCUAACACGUGCAUGUCUGAAAAUCGUUGGCCUAUACAAUGCUUAGAUGUUUUUGGACAAAGUAUGCAUUUUCAUAGUUUACAAUUGCAAUAUUUAUCGUAUUAUAGGAAAACUGGACUUAAAAGAACAAAAAAUGUUUCAUCGUCUACUAUUUCAAUUGUUGAUUGAUUUUGGUGAGAGGAUAUGAUGAGUCUCAUACACAGUUUUUUUAUGUCUUAUAAUUAGUACUAUUUUGGUGGGAUUUUGUUUGCUUCUAUUGCUAUUUAACGUAUUGCAAGAACAAUGCAGACAAAUAAUGCAGGGUCAAAUGCUUAUAGCUUUAAGCCUUUUCUCGAGACUUCAGAUGAAGAUCUCAUGCAAUAAAGAUGAUGUUAAACAAACCUCGAGGAGGUCAUAUUUUCAACAUUGAUGAGGCUGGUUCUGAUGGGCGACCCACCCCUAGAAUGCAGAAGGCAUGAGAAACGCACAAGAAAUCUAUUGUGCAUUUGGAUGACAUCCACAAUGUGCUGCUCAUUUCAUCUCCAUUACUCGAAUAACAGAUGGAGCAAAUAAUUUUAUACCGAAACAUGUGAUGGUUUAUUUCUCUUAAGCACUUCUGAUGAAUCUAAGGAUAAAUUAAUAUGAAAUUAUUAGGAUGAGCCCAGACAGUUUGAAUAUAUGUACAAGACAAGACUUCAGACCUCCAAUUGUUUAUGGGUGGACACUACAAUCUAUGUUAGAAAAAAAAAAUUAUGGUAACGAUUGAUUUUAUAUUUUUGUUUCUCUUUUUCCUCGGUAAGACAAAUUGUUAUAUUUUGAAGGAGCCUAUUAAGGUGGGUGAGAUUAUUUACAUGCAUUUGUUCUGCUUAUAUAAUAAUAAUUGCUCCUGCACUUCUUCUUCAUGUCCGCGGCCUUUGAGUUUACAGGUCGCUGAAUACCUUGGCCCAAACAUAAGAUCUAUCCCAGCCAAUGGUUCAACAAGGCCCACGUACAUUCGUUUCCUCAGUGGACUGAAAGAUUACUCUCAAUUCUCAGUUGAGAAAUGAUUAAUUACUUCUCAAUUAAGUUGAAAUGUUUUUUUUUUCUUUUCCUUCUUCGUACCAUCAACUAAUUGUUUCGUGUUUGCCAUUUUGUUCAGAGACUUGCUUUUGGUGCUAGAAGAAACAAAUAUCUUCUAGAAUAUUGAUAAGAUCUUUAAGUACAAUUUCCCAUCCUGUAAGUUCUAUCUCUAAAGCUUCACCUUUAUUAUUCCUCAUCCAGGGGCAUGGUUUGUUCACAUUUUGUACACUGGUUAUUGAUUAAGCAUGAUGGGACCCGUUGGACUGUUCCUAAAAGACGACGCAAUGAAAUGAUGCCAUAUUGUCUUUGAUUUUUAUAUAUUUGGAAAACUGUUGUCUUUCAUUGAUUUACUUAUUAGAUGAUUAAUUGUAAUUUAUCAUUCAUAUCUACUUGAAGUUGCAGCACUAUUAUUUUUUACCAAGACCAUUUGUAGAACAUUUUCCUUUUUUAAAAGGCAACUGAAAUGGGGGGUUGGGUUAGCCCCCCGGUUCUUCAAAGCAAUAAUCGUUCUUGAAUGUUCCAGGGUGUGUAAAUUUCGGUAUGAUUUGAGUUGGUUCACUUUUAUUUUGAAUUUAUUAGGAAGUUUGGAGAUUUACACAUCUAACACUUCUUAUCCAUGAAUAAUAUUUAGGUUGACGAAUCAAGACAAGUUAACCUCAUCAAGGUAAGAUUGGCUGUGCGAAUCACACCUCAAAAGCAACUUGCGGGUAUGGCCUACAAAUUUGGGGUAUAUCAUUGGUUGCAGGACUGGAAAAAAUAAAUUGAAAUUCGAAAACGAUUAAAAUUGGAAUGGCGUUUGAAAGAAAAAAAAAACAGAGAAAAGAGAAAAGGAAUCAGAUUGGUUUAGUAAUGGAGUGUACAGUUUGAUUUAUCAAUUAAAUUAAUUGUUAAGCAGGCAAUAAUUUAAAAAUAAUAACAAGUCUUAGAUUUAAAAAUAAUGUCUUAGAUAUAUCUAUCAAAUGUAAAUUUGUGAAGAAAUAUUUGACCUUUUCUAAUUUCAAAUUGAAAAAAUGAACAAAAAGAAGAAAAAAGAACCCAAAAUGGGAAACAUGAAAUCUCCAGUACUUUUAAAUCGCUAGGCUUGGAAAUAAGUUAGGUAUCAAGCUCUUAAUUUUGUAAUGAAACAUGAGCCUUUUAGGGAUAAAAAGAAAAAAGAAGAAGCCCACUAAUAUUCUCAAUGAACAAAAUUCCAAACGGUGCUCCAUUAAAUAUUCACCCGUGACUGAAGACUCUGCUAAGAGCCGAAAAGAACAGAUAAAAUCAGAGGCUUCUGUUGUAUCGUAUUCCAAAAUGUUUCAGUUUGAUGCCAAAAGAGCUGCUUUAUGCAAUAAAAGCCCUUUUGAACGUUUGAUUUGUCAGGCUAAUAUGGCAUUAUUGCACAGAUUCUGUGCUCCCCGUGAACCAUAUGCAUUUGUUUCUAGGGAUAACUCAUCCCAUCAUAAAGUCUUCAACACCAACUCCUCAGGAAAAAUUCUCCUUCCGUCUUUUAACCUAUUUAGUAAUAUAUAUUACUGUCUCAAUCCCUCUCUAGGAAUGCAUUGAUUAACAUCGUAAUUGUGGGGACUGUUUCUGCAAUCACCUCUAAUAAUUAAUGUUAUUUUAUCAAAGAAGUUUGCUUAUAUUAUUUUAGAUUUCAUAGAUUUGGUCGGUAUGUAGAUAUCAUUUUACCACUAAAUUGGCUUUUCCGCUUAUCAUCUGUGUAGAUCAAGCUUCAAUUAUUUUAAGGUACAUAGCAUCUCAAAGGUAUUUUAUUUUAUUCAGUGCCAAGAUUGUGGUGGAAGUCCUAUGCCAUUUAAUUCGUAUUAAAUAGUCUGUAAGCCAUGUUUAGAUUCUAAUCUCUUGGGAAAGGGGAAAAGCAUCGAGUUGGAAAAAAGUAGUCGGCCUAAUCUCUGAUUAAUGUAGAAGCUUUUGGUUUAUUACAGCCACUGUACUUUUAGUUUUGUUGUUGUGAAUUAUGAAGAUCACUUCUUGUUCAUUGGGGCUUCUCUAACAAGCUUUGAAUCUGUUUCCAUCAUAAAACCGAAGAGACAGUCAGAGAAAGAGAAUUUCAUUUCUUGUUCAUGGGGGGUUUCUGCUUCUUUCUGCUCUCUGGUCUGUAACUCUUUUGGUCUCUUCUAGACUGUUCAACCGAGCAGCAGCUACUUUGCCUCUAAGCUUUAAUGGCAAAACUAAAACCAGUCUGCCAUUUCCAUCUUCUUCUGUUCGUGUUAUUGUUCUCUUUUCAUCUUUCAACUCAGCAUCAACCUUCUGAAUCCCAAUCCCUUCUGCAAAUCCGGGAACUUUUAAACUACCCUCAAGCUCUAGCCAACUUCGACAAUUUUACAGAUUUCUGUGACACUGAAUCCACUCCAUCUCUUACCAUCGUGUGCUAUGAAGGCUAUAUAACCCAGCUCCACAUUGUUGGUGAAGUGGGGCGCCCCACAUUUCAACAAAAUACUUCGGCUGAUUUUUUGUUUUCCACAUUUUCUCAGUUUCCCAAUCUGAAGGUACUAUCUCUGGUUUCUCUGGGUUUUGAGAGGCCAUUGCCUCCAACUGUUGGUAAGCUUUUAUCUCUAGAAAUACUCAACUUAAGCUCAAAUUCCUUCUAUGGCUCCAUCCCGGAGGAAAUAUCUUCUUUGAAAAGCCUACAGACUCUCAUUCUCGACUACAAUCAUUUCUCUGGUAAUAUUCCGAGUUGGAUUGAUUCCCUUUCAGUGUUAACUACCCUGAGUUUACAGAACAACUCCUUUAAUGGGUCCUUGCCAGAUUCCAUUACCCAUAUGUGGAGCCUUCGAGUUCUUUCUCUCUCGAAAAAUUCUCUUUCUGGGAAGGUGCCAGACCUCAGCAACUUAACGAACAUGCAAGUUCUCGACUUGGGAGACAAUCUUCUGGGGUCCCAGUUCCCUAAAUUACCGAAGAGGUUAAGUAUACUUGUGCUAAAAAACAACAGAUUUCGCUCGGGUAUCCCAGCUGAGUUAGCCUUCUUAUAUCGCCUUGAAAAGCUUGACAUAUCUUCAAAUAAGCUUGUUGGACCAUUCCUAGCAUCGCUUUUGGGACUUCCUUCGAUUAAGUAUCUGAAUAUUGGGGGGAACAGAUUAACUGGGCUGCUUUUACGUAACAUAUCUUGCAAUAGUGAUCUUACAUUUGUAAAUUUAUCCUCAAACCUUUUGACCGGAGACUUACCCACCUGUCUUCAGCAAUUGGAGUCCAAAAACAAUAAUGUCAUUUACACUGGAAAUUGCUUGUCAAAUAAAGACCAAGAACAGCACCCCUUAAACUUCUGUCACAACGAAGCUUUAGCAGUGAGUAUUAAGCCACAUAAUCUGGAGCAUAGGAAAGGUCAUCGUGGGGUAAUGACUUUCUUAAGAAUUUUCGGAGGAAGUAUUGCUGGGAUUAUAGUUGUUGCUCUGGUAUUCUUCACGAUGAGAAGGACGUACAAAAUGGGCGUUCUUAAAGAACCACCAACAAGGUUUGUAACAGAGAAUUCAUCUGUAACAAACACAGCCAAGCAGCUGUAUGAUGCCAAGUAUAUAUCUCAGACAAUGAAGCUGGGAACUAGCCUUCCUCCUUAUCGAACUUUCACUUUGGAUGAACUGAAGGAGGCCACCAACAACUUUGAUGCUUCGACUUUGAUAAGUGAAAGUACGGAUGGCCAGAUAUUCAAAGGGAUGUUUACUGAUGGCAGUAUAGUUGCCAUUAGGAGUUUAACUUUGAAAAGGCGGCAAACCCCUCAAACCUACAUGCAUCAGUUGGAGUUGAUAUCGAAACUACGACACAGUCAUUUGGUCAGUGCUCUUGGACACUGUUAUGAGAUCCUCCCAGAUGGUAUAACCAUCACCAGAGUAUUCUUAAUAUUCGAGUACUAUCCUUACGGAACGCUAAGAAGCCACGUAUCUGGGCUACAUGGGCAAAAGCUCUUUUGGACGAAAAGAAUAUCGGCUGCAAUUGAAGUGGUGAAGGGAAUUCAGUUCCUACAUACAGGCAUUGUGCCUGGUGUAUACUCAAACAAUCUGAAGAUUACAGAUAUUUUACUCGAUCAAGAUCUCCGUGUGAAAAUCAGCAGUUAUAAUUUACCUAUCGUCGUCGAAAACGGUGGAACGAUGAUUUCAGGAGUUUCAUCAACUGGCAGAAAAGGGAAGCGCCAUGCUAUGGAAAUGAAUCACGCAGAUAAGGAUGAUGUGUAUGACAUAGGAGUGAUUUUACUGGAAAUCAUUUUGGGAAGACAGAUCACAUCCCAAAACGAAGUUCAUGUUUCAAGAGAUCUUUUACAGGUAAGCUUAAAAACAGACGAUAUCGCUCGAAGGAGCAUCGCAGAUCCAGCAGUACACAAGGGGUGUUCGGAUGAAUCGCUGAAGACGAUGAUGGAAAUAUGUGUAAGAUGUCUCCAUGACAAGGCAGCAGAUAGACCUUCAGUAGACGAUAUCCUUUGGAAUUUGCAUUUUGCAGGACAAGUUCAGGAUUUGAGCAGAGACAACACUCAGAACAGCCAAAAUCCACCUGCUUCACCAUCACCAUCCUUAGAAAUGCCUUAAAAAGAAGAUGGUACGUACUUACAUUCAUGAACUUGUAAAGCAUCUUAUUUUUCAAGCCCAAUACAUUUAUCUUCUUAGGGAACAAUUGUAGCCUUCUUAUAUUCCACAUUACACUACCUUAUCCACUUGAAUUUGAUCGUUCAAUUAGUCGAAACCGAGAAACCGAACGUCAGUAAUAGUCAUGCACCAAUUUGAAUCAAUGAAGAUGAAAUCUGAUAGAUAACAGGUGGUGUAUAACUGAAA
Cucurbita maxima (winter squash) is the source of this 6949-nucleotide messenger RNA. Its product is annotated as probable inactive leucine-rich repeat receptor-like protein kinase At3g03770. NCBI's taxonomy places the organism in Eukaryota, Viridiplantae, Streptophyta, Magnoliopsida, Cucurbitales, Cucurbitaceae. Gene Ontology annotation, molecular function: protein binding; protein kinase activity; ATP binding. Bases 4355 to 6706 code for a protein of 783 amino acids. Gene Ontology annotation, biological process: protein phosphorylation. The record is from RefSeq and is a predicted model, not a curated record. The transcript has 15 exons.